This is a messenger RNA of Archocentrus centrarchus (flier cichlid), 5079 nucleotides long. RefSeq names its product deleted in malignant brain tumors 1 protein-like. Gene Ontology annotation, cellular component: plasma membrane. The transcript has 14 exons. The coding region runs from base 139 to 3597 and encodes 1152 amino acids. NCBI's taxonomy places the organism in Eukaryota, Metazoa, Chordata, Actinopteri, Cichliformes, Cichlidae. Gene Ontology annotation, biological process: zymogen activation. The record is from RefSeq and is a predicted model, not a curated record. Gene Ontology annotation, molecular function: serine-type endopeptidase activity.
ACUGGAUCUGAUCAUGGGGCUUCUGUCGUCAGGGUAGUUCAAACUUGAACAAGUUUUGAUUGGAAAGUCUGAGUUCCUUUUGUGAGCACACCAGUCUUUGUGGAUUUAAAAGCAUUUGAGCUACACUGAAGACACAGCAUGAUCCUCACUUCAGAUGAAAAGCUACAUUUUAUUUUUCACUUCUCUCUUGGUCUGUUGAGUCUGCUGCAGCUUACAGAAUGUGAGAAAAUUAGGUUGGUCGGACCUUCACGUUGUUCUGGCAGAGUGGAGGUCUUCCACCAAGACACCUGGGGAACUGUCUGUCAUGAUCAGUGGAGCACUGCCAAUGCUGAGGUGGUGUGUCGAGAAUUAAACUGCGGGACAGCUGUGGAGGCCAAAAAACGUGCCUUCUUUGGACAGGGAAAGGAUGAGAUCUGGCUGGAUGAUGUACAGUGUACCGGGCAUGAGUCUUCCAUCCUUAAGUGUCAACACACACCAUUUGGGCAAAAUAACUGUGGCCAUAGUGAAGAUGCAGGAGUGAUCUGUUCAGAACAUGUGCGGUUUGUCAAUGGAACCAGUCGUUGCAAUGGCAGAGUGGAAAUCUACCACAAGGGUAACUGGAAACGAGUUUGUGACAAUGAAGGCCAUAAAAUGGCUCAGGUGGUGUGCCGAGAGGCUGGCUGUGGCAAUCCUGUCUCUCAGACUAAAACACUGUACUUUGGGGAAGCACGCGAUCAGUCUGGGGUCAAAACCACCUGUUCAGGAAAUGAGACCUCUAUCUCACAGUGCUCAACUGCAGAUUUCAGUGAAAACUGUGUUGAUGCUACUGUUGUCUGUGCAAGCCGCCAACCCAUUCGGCUGGUGAACGGGCCUAAUCGCUGUUCUGGUAGAGUGGAAAUCUACUAUAGUGAACAAUGGGGAACGGUCUGUGAUGACAAAUGGGGGAUGCAAGAAGCAAUUAUCGCAUGCCAUGAGAUGAACUGUGGGAAUGCUCUUGAAGUCAAGCACAAGGCUUACUUUGGGAGAGGUCAGGAUCAGAUCUGGUUGGGAGAGAUUGAGUGCACUGGUCAUGAGAAGUCCCUUGCUGACUGCUCUCACAGAGGUUUUGGAGAACAUCACUGUGACCACAGUGAAGAUGCUGGUCUUGUGUGCUCAGAGACAGUCAGAUUGAUCAAUGGCACUGAGGGCUGUUCUGGCAGAGUGGAGGUUUUCCACGAUGGCCGAUGGGGGAAAGUUUGCAAGAAUAACUGGGGCCUUAAAGAGGCUGCAGUUGUGUGUAAGGAGCUCAACUGUGGAGCUCCCAAAAAAUCCCAAGACACCUUCUAUUUUGGUGAGAGCUCACUGCGAGGGUUUACAAGUAGAUGCUCUGGUAAUGUGAGCUCUAUCAGCCAAUGUCAACUUCAAGAACACACAGGAUCAUGUGAAGGCGUUUCUAUUGCAUGUGCAGGUCAGCCACCCCUAAGGCUUGUGAACGGCUCUGACCGAUGCUCUGGCCGAGUGGAGAUUCUACAUGACGGCCAGUGGGGAACAGUGUGUGAUGAUGAGUGGGACCUCAGAGAUGCUCAGGUGGUGUGCAGAGCCAUGGACUGUGGAACACCUCAAGCAGCCAAAUCUGGCGCCUUCUUUGGUGAAGGCCAAGGAGUGAUCUGGCUGGAUAAUAUGAACUGUUUGGGUAAUGAGACAUCCCUCGUGGACUGCAGUCAUCGCUCUUUUGGAGAAACUAACUGCGGUCAUCGUGAAGAUGCAGGAGUGAUUUGUUCAGCUACCAUUCGACUGAUCAGUGGGACUGACAUGUGCUCAGGAAGGGUGGAGGUCCGCCGUGGUGAACGCUGGUCACCAGUAUUUAAUGUUAACUGGGGAAUGAAUGAAGCUACAGUGGUGUGCAGAGAGAUGAAUUGUGGAGAUCCUGUCAAGAUCUCAGGGUCAUUUGGUCAAGGUGGAGGUCUGAGAGGGGAUGAGAUCCACUGUAAUGGUGGAGAGAGCUCUCUCACACAGUGCACGCAUAGAGACUAUACCAAAUCUAUCACUGAUCAUAUUGAAGAAGCCUCUGUGGUAUGCUCAGGAAACGUGAAAUUAACUGGUGGAUCCACUCAUUGCGACGGAAGAGUAGAGAUUUAUGACAAAGGCCAGUGGGGGACUGUGUGUGCUGAAUCCUGGGACAUAAAUGAUGCAACAGUGGUGUGCAGACAGUUGGACUGUGGGAAGCCUCAUGAGCUUAUUGAGGCUGGUCCUGGUACAGGACAGACCUGGACUGAACAAAUUGAAUGUAAUGGAAUGGAGUCUACAUUGACUGAGUGUUCACAAAGCCCAUAUCCAGACAGAACUUGCAACACCGCCGUAGUUGCUGGUGUUUCCUGCACAGAAAGCUUGGCGGUCCGGUUGGUUAACAGUAAUGAUGAGUGCUCUGGAAGAGUGGAGGUCCGUCAUGGUGACCACUGGCAGACAGUAUGUGACACAGACUGGACUCUAAGUAAAGCUGAAGUGGUGUGUGAGUCGCUGGAGUGUGGACAUGCUGUGAAUGCUCCUGGUGGUGCUUUUUUUGGCCGAGGCAGUGGGUCAGUGGUGGAGGCUAGCAAGUCAUGUUUCGACAGCAUGAGUUCUCUUCAGCAAUGCUCAGUCAAGGGCUUUAUAAGAGCAGCCUGUGGGCAUGAACAUGAUGCUGGCGUUCUCUGUGCAGCACAAAUCCGGUUGGUGGAUGGAUCAGGUGAAUGCUCCGGCAGAGUAGAAGUCUUCUAUAAAGGACAGUGGGGAACUGUUUGUGAUGAUGACUGGGAAAUGAGUGACGCUGAUGUGGUAUGUAGACAGCUUGGUUGUGGUCGUGCCAUUUCAGCACCUCUAAGUGCCCAUUUUGGUGGCGGCUCUGGUCCAGUAUGGCUGGAUAAUGUGGAGUGCUCAGGCCAAGAGGCUGCUCUUACACACUGUUCACAUGAUGGUUUUGGAAAAAGUAACUGUGGGCACGAUGAAGAUGCUGGCGUUGUCUGUUUAGGUGGUCAACAGAAGCCCAAAAUCACAAUAAGCCCUGCUACAGAAGUAAACUGGGAAGACAGAGUUGAAAUGACCUGCACUAUAGUAACAGAACACAUGGGUGGAACGUUUCUCCUGAAAAAGACCCAAGGGUCAUUUCAAAUGGAGAAAUUCUCAGAUCACGAGUCUGCAACCUUCAUCUUUCCAAAAGUGGAUUUUAGCCAAAAAGGGUCAUACUACUGUGAAUAUCAAAAGAAACUGGCCAAUCAAGUCAUCUACUAUCCUCAAGGAAAUGCUGCUGACCUCUCUGUUGUAGUUAAACUGGAAAAGCCCAGCAUCUCCCUGAUGUCUCCCCAUACACAGGAACUCUACAGUCCUGACACAAUAUCAGUCCCACGAGGCAGCACCUUCUCUGUCACUUGCUCUGUUCAUUCCAAGUACCCUGGAGGUGUCUUCUAUUUGACACAUUCAAACACGAACACUACAGAAACAAAGUCAGCGUUUGGCCACUUGACCUCCUACGUGGCCAAUUUUGAGCUCUCUGCAAUAGGUUAUGAACAGCAAGGAGGGUAUACCUGUCUCUACAGUGUAAACAUCUACAAAAAGUCCUUCUAUUCAGUUCAUUCCAACACUCUCUAUAUCACUGUAAUAUGAACCAUUUAUAUGGUUGUUAUUUGUAGUUUUCUUGCUGACGAUCAGUUAAUCAAGUGCAUUUAAUUAGCAGCACCUGGCUACUUCUUAGCCUCUUAAUUCCUGUGGAAGCAGUAAAAGUGAAUGUUUUUCACACAGUGCUUCUGCAUUUUGGGUUAGCUUUUGUUAAAUAAAUGGAACACAGUGUAAUGUGCCAUGUAUUGCUGUUCAUCUGAGGCUGUCUUUAUAUCUUAAAUCUGUUGUGGACCAGAAGAUUUUUUUUUUAUUGAAAGUAAUAGCCCCUUAAACCAAAUAACUGAUAGUAUCACCCUCGGCAGCAAGAAUUGGAAUCAAGUGUUUACGAUAACUGGCAAUGAGUCUUUCCCAUCACUGUGGAGGAAUUUUGGGCCAUUCUUCUUUGUAUAAUUGUUUUAAUUUAACCAUACUGGAGAGUUUUCAAGCAUGAAUGGCCUGUAUAAGAGCAGAAUUUGUGGUUUCAUCAAUUAUGGCAAGUUUUUACAUCAGAGUUGUCCACACUGGAGUAAUUUUGGUGGGCAAGCCAUUCCUGGGAAGGUUCACCACUGUUCCAAGUUUUAUCCAUUUGUGGAUGAUGGCUCUCACUGUCACCACCGGGACCUUUCUGUGUGGAGUUUGAAGGUUCUCCCUGUGUUUGUGUGUUUUUUCCCUGGCAGUAAUCAGUCAUGGGUGCAGUUAGUAAAAUUGAACUCAGCUUUCCAAAAAGAUGUGGUUGAUCACAGUUAACCCAUGAUUUAACUUAGAGCCAAGUAGGUUUGAUAGCUUUUGUCCUUUAAUAAAGGAAACCAUCAUUUAAAAACUGCAUUUUGUAUUUACUUAUGUUAUCUUUGUUUAAUAUUAAAAGUUGUUUGAUAAUCUGUAACAUGUGUGUCAAAUAAUCAAAAAAUAAGAAAUCAGGAAGGGUGCAAAUAUUUUUGCAAUAAUCUAUAGCAUCAUAGUAAGCAGGGCCAGACUGCUGCUGGCUCCAACUGUUUACUUAUCUUAUAGGCAUGAAAGUGUGAAAUUGCUGUUUCUUGGAUGACAAUUUAAUUUUGGAAGUCUUAAUUGAUUUUGGUAUCUGCUAACAAAUAUCUAAAACCUUGGGUAGCAUUUUAUAAUUUGGCCUGUGAUUGGCCAGUGAUGGUGUAAUACCCAAGAAUAUUUACCUACGAAUGCUUCCCGGUAGAUAAACUAGAAUGAGGGAGUAACAAUUUUUCACAUGAAAGAAAAAAUAAAAAUUAUACUGUAAGUAAUUUUAAGUAGUGCAUAACUUCUGGGUAUUUUACAGGAAAGUAUACAAAAAUUAUGUUGUAAGUCAUUUAAGUAAUGUAUAAGCAAUUUUAAGUACUACAUAAUUUGAAGUAGUGUGUAACCUCAGGCAUUUUACAGUAAAGAAGAUAGAAUGCUUCCUCAUUUAACAAUGUAAGAUGGGCAAAUUUUCUUUAACAUUGCCCCAAAGGUAUGCACUAAUUAAAAUUACUUGGGAACUAU